AUGAUUUGGGAACGAUGUGGAGAUUACCUUUGCCUUAAUAUUACUAACAUCACCUACAAUCUACCAGAAAUUUUGUCUAAAAGAGAGAUUUUAGCUACUACACACAAAAUAUUCAACCUUUUAGGAAUAGCUUGCCCCGUAACUCUUGUGCCGAAACUUUUACUUCAGCACUUAUGGGAAGUUAAGUUAUCUUGGGACCAAAAAGUUGAUUCAAAUUCAAAAUCACAAUUUUGUAAAUGGUUGAAUGAUUUGCAGUAUUUGGAAAGAAUGAGAAUACCAAGAUGGUUAAACUGUGAUUGUGAGAUUGAAAAUAUCUCACUUCAUUUCUUCAGUGAUGUGAGUAAACUUGCAUAUUCAGUUGUGGCCUUUGUUCGAGUACAAACAAGAGAUUCAGUUCAAGUUCAUUUGGUGCAAGCUAAAGCGAGAGCUGCACCCAGCGGAAGAAAAAGGACAACUUCUUGGAGCUACAAUAUGUACACGUUUAGCAUCCAGCAUAAUACCUGA
This is a messenger RNA of Stegodyphus dumicola, 504 nucleotides long. RefSeq lists its product as uncharacterized. NCBI's taxonomy places the organism in Eukaryota, Metazoa, Arthropoda, Arachnida, Araneae, Eresidae. The record is from RefSeq and is a predicted model, not a curated record.